AUGUAUCUUCCGCGCCAGCUCAUCUCCCACCUAUACCUUCAACUUCUCCGAUCUCACCACCCACUUUCCCCACCAGUCUUGAUCCUCGUGGCACUCGAACCCGACGCGUUAUGUGCGUGCCGAAUUCUAACCGCGCUAUUAAAACGCGACUAUAUCCCUCAUAAAAUUCAACCUGUCGCCGGCUAUGGCGACCUUGCGCGCGCGGGGCAGGACCUUAUCCAGCCAAUGCAGACCACGAAUGGCGGAAGUGGAGGUGUGGUUGUGUGUCUUGGUGUAGGUGGUCUGGUUGAUCUUACAGAGAUACUGGCGUUGAACAACCCCGAGGACGAGGCGGAGGAUAUGGGAGGGGUCGACAUCUGGGUUUUUGACGCGCGCCGGCCGUGGAACCUGGGCAAUGUCUUCGGAGGUCAACCUGGGAUGAGUUCGGCAAUGACAGAGAUCGACACCAAUGCAUUACGGCGUGGGCGUGGGCGAGGGGUCGAUAGGGGGUGUAUAACCCCUGCGUACAAUUCGAAAAGUGGUGGAAUUGUCGUGUUUGAUGAUGGUGAUAUCGAGGAGGAUCUAGCCAAUGAACGAGAGGCAUACUACGCGCUUCUUGAGAUGCCCGAGGUAGACGAAGAUGACGAGAGUGACGAUGGUUCUUCCGGUGAGGCGGAAGAUGACGAAACACAGCCUGGCUCCAAGAAGCGCAAGUCGUGGUCGGGCCGUGAGGAUGAGGACGAUUCGGAUGAGGAUGACGAACCUCCUCGGCAAAGGAAACGCAGCAAUUCGGGUUCUUCAUUCGUCACAUCACCUAGUCGAGGAAGAAGAAAUGGGAUUAACUCGUCCAACUCAUCACGCUCUGUCACCCCCAGUGACUCCCCAUCGCCUAACGAACAAAAACAACCAUCGGCACGAUCUCUGAAGCGACGAUUAGUCCGACUCAAGAAGAAACACGAGGCAGUCUUGCAGAAUUAUUAUGCGUCGGGUACAUCAUACUCCGAGCCAAUUUCGUCUUUGAUCUACUCUCUAGCAUCGGAACUUGGUCGAGAAGACAACGACCUUCUCUGGCUUGCGAUCAUCGGCGUCUCCAGUUUAGAGCUCAGUGGUCGGACCAUGACUGGCGUGGGUAUCUCAAAUACCUCAGACUCCGGAGGUUCUGCCGGCUGGGGUGGGCAACGUGGAGAACACAUCCGACAGAUUAUGCGAGACGAGGUCCAUCGUCUCAACCCACCUGAUCCCUCGGAGCGAGAUCGAGAUAUCAGAGGCGAGAUUAAUGGUGUCAUUCCAACUACGGCUAGAUCUCCCACUGACACAUCAAUCCGUCUUUCUCCCGAGCCACGCUUCCUGCUUGUUCGCCAUUGGUCGCUCUACGAGAGUAUGCUUCACAGCCCUUACUUGGCCCCGAGGCUUCAUGUCUGGACUGAGAAUGGUCGAAAGCGACUGCACAAGCUAUUUGCCAAAAUGGGUGUCAGUCUAACCCAGUGCCACCAGUACUAUACCCACAUGGACAUGGAACUGAAGCGAGUGCUUCGGGGACGGUUGCUCAAGUACGCACCCAUGUACGGUUUGGAUGGUUUGGUUCCUCCGGAGCCAUCUGGAAAUUCCUCUUCCCGUGAGGGCUGGGGCUUUGUUCGUUGCUGGGGUUGGAAAGCAUGCCUCUCUGCCACGGACGUCGGUGUUAUUCUAGGAGCUAUGCUCGAAGUGGGCCCACACGAGACUACUCCUUCCUGGGAUGCAAAGCGCAUCCCACGACUACAGACGGAUGGUGAAAAUCCAGGUGUUCCUGGAGAAUCUGAUCUGGCCAGCCUUCUUCCCCGCUUCUGGAGUGCCUAUGACGCCCUUUCACUCACAUCGGAAUCCCCUACCCUUUUGAUGGAGGCAUUGCCCCUAGCUCAACAUCUUCACCGUGCGAUCCUUCGCACUGGCACAUCACUACUAUCUAAGCACCAAAUUCGGCAUCUUCGAGCAUUCCGCAUUGCGGUCGUAAAGGACGGACCUGAUGUCCAGCUUUUUACCAACCCUGGAGCUUUGACAAAAUUGGCCUUGUGGGUCGCGGAAGCCAUUCGUGUGCAAGAGCGUGAAAAGGGUGACUCUGUGAAGAUCGGGCGGAAGCGAGCUGCGGGUACCCCUCUUGUCCUUGCUGGCCUUGAUGAGGACCGUGAUCUUUACGUCGUGGUGGGCACCGGCGGUGGUGGCGGCGUGGUCGACUUUGCAGCCAUGUCGAAGCGUCAAGAAGAGCGUCGCAAGAAGAAAGAAAUUAAGGAGAAGAAGGACAAGGAGCGAGCGGAAAACCGAGCCAAGCGCGCUGCUGAGCGUGCUGAGCGUGCUGAGCGAGAUGACGAUGCCGAAGAAUCUGAAGACGAAUCCGAAUCGUCUUCUGAAUCAGAAUCCGAAGAUGAGGAAGACCCACGCGGCAAGAAGCAUCUGUUGCGCAACCGAUUCGGCAUUGCCUUCCAGGAGGUAGUCCAGGAGACCAAUGCUCGUGUCCGCAUUGAUAGCUUCGAGCACUGUGUGGUCGAAGUAGCCAAGGACGACCUCGGCGGUUUCUUGGAGGCACUGAGCUUCCGGAGUGUGGUGGGUUAA
This is a messenger RNA of Penicillium odoratum, 2565 nucleotides long. RefSeq names its product cell division control 45 family protein. The coding region runs from base 1 to 2565 and encodes 854 amino acids. The transcript is spliced from 2 exons. The record is from RefSeq and is a predicted model, not a curated record. Gene Ontology annotation, biological process: double-strand break repair via break-induced replication; DNA replication initiation; mitotic DNA replication preinitiation complex assembly. Lineage: Eukaryota; Fungi; Ascomycota; Eurotiomycetes; Eurotiales; Aspergillaceae. Gene Ontology annotation, cellular component: DNA replication preinitiation complex. Gene Ontology annotation, molecular function: DNA replication origin binding; chromatin binding; single-stranded DNA binding.